This is a messenger RNA of Enhydra lutris kenyoni (northern sea otter), 2519 nucleotides long. Its product is annotated as LDL receptor related protein 3. The transcript has 7 exons. Gene Ontology annotation, molecular function: protein binding. Bases 1 to 2310 code for a protein of 769 amino acids. The record is from RefSeq and is a predicted model, not a curated record. Lineage: Eukaryota; Metazoa; Chordata; Mammalia; Carnivora; Mustelidae. Gene Ontology annotation, cellular component: plasma membrane.
AUGGAGAAGAGGGCGGCCGCGGGGCCGGAGGGGGCGCCGGGCGCCCGGGCUCAGCUCGCCGUCGUCUGCCUGGUAAACAUCGUUCUCACCGGGCGACUCAGCAGCGCAGUUCCUGCCUUAGCCGCCUGCAGUGGGAAGCUGGAGCAGCACACGGAGCGGCGCGGCGUCAUCUAUAGCCCGGCCUGGCCCCUCAACUACCCCCCGGGCACCAACUGCAGCUGGUACAUCCAGGGUGACCGCGGGGACAUGAUCACCAUCAGCUUCCGCAACUUUGACGUGGAGGAGUCCCACCAGUGCUCCCUGGACUGGCUCAUGCUGGGCCCAGCGGCCCCACCCCGCCAGGAGGCCUUCCGGCUCUGCGGCUCCGCCAUCCCACCUGCCUUCAUUUCGGCCCGGGACCACGUCUGGAUCUUCUUCCACUCUGACGCCUCCAGCUCCGGCCAGGCCCAGGGCUUCCGUCUGUCGUACAUCCGAGGGAAGCUGGGCCAGGCGUCCUGCCAGGCCGACGAGUUCCGCUGUGACAACGGCAAGUGCCUGCCAGGCCCGUGGCAGUGCAACACGGUGGACGAGUGUGGCGAUGGCUCAGACGAGGGCAACUGCUCAGCGCCCGCUUCUGAGCCGCCACGCAGCCUGUGCCCCGGGGGCACUUUCCCCUGCAGCGGGGCCCGCUCCACGCGCUGCCUGCCAGCCGAGCGGCGCUGCGACGGCACGCAAGACUGCGGCGACGGCUCCGACGAGGCCGGCUGCCCCGACCUGGCGUGCGGCCGGCGCCUGGGCAGCUUCUACGGCUCCUUCGCCUCCCCGGACCUGUUCGGCGCGGCUCGCGGGCCGUCAGACCUGCACUGCACGUGGCUGGUGGACACGCAGGACCCGCGGCGCGUGCUGCUGCAGCUGGAGCUGCGGCUGGGCUACGACGACUACGUGCAGGUGUACGAGGGGCUGGGCGAGCGCGGCGACCGCCUGCUGCAGACGCUGUCCUACCGCAGCAACCACCGGCCCGUGAGCCUCGAGGCCGCGCAGGGCCGCCUCACGGUGGCCUACCACGCGCGCGCCCGCAGCGCCGGCCACGGCUUCAACGCCACCUACCAGGUGAAGGGCUACUGCCUCCCGUGGGAGCAGCCGUGCGGGGGCGGCGGCGAGGGCGGCGCGGGCGACGCGGGCGAGCAGGGCUGCUUCUCUGAGCCUCAGCGCUGCGACGGCUGGUGGCACUGCGCCAGCGGCCGCGACGAGCAGGGCUGCCCCGCCUGCCCGCCGGACCAGUACCCCUGCGAGGGCGGCAGCGGCCUGUGCUACACGCCCGCCGACCGCUGCAACAACCAGAAGAGCUGCCCGGACGGCGCCGACGAGAAGAACUGCUUCUCCUGCCAGCCCGGCACCUUCCACUGCGGCACCAACCUGUGCAUUUUCGAGACGUGGCGCUGCGACGGCCAGGAGGACUGCCAGGAUGGCAGCGACGAACACGGCUGCCUGGCGGCCGUGCCCCGCAAGGUCAUCACGGCGGCGCUCAUCGGCAGCCUGGUCUGCGGCCUGCUGCUGGUCAUCGCGCUGGGCUGCGCCUUCAAGCUCUACUCGCUGCGCACGCAGGAGUACAGGGCCUUCGAGACCCAGAUGACGCGCCUGGAGGCUGAGUUUGUGCGGCGGGAGGCUCCCCCAUCCUACGGGCAGCUCAUCGCCCAGGGCCUCAUUCCGCCCGUGGAGGACUUCCCGGUCUACAGUGCAUCCCAGGCCUCGGUGCUACAGAACCUUCGCACAGCCAUGCGGCGACAGAUGCGCAGGCAUGCCUCCCGCCGAGGGCCCUCCCGCCGCCGCCUUGGCCGCCUCUGGAACAGGCUUUUUCACCGGCCGCGGGCGCCGCGGGGACAGAUCCCACUGCUGACGGCCGCACGCACCUCACAGACGGUGCUGGGUGAUGGGCUCCUCCAGCCUGCAUCAGGGACCACCCCGGACCCCCCAGCACCCCUCACGGACGCAGGCAGCCCCGUGGCGGCUGGGGAUGGGCCCCCCGGUGCCCCAGGCCACGGGCCAGAAGUGGGAUCCGCUGUGCCACCCUCCUCAGGCCUGCGGGACCCGGAGUGCAGGCUGGUGGACAAGGACAGAAAAGCCGGCAGGGACCCUCUGGUGGACAGCCCGGCCCCUGGGGACAUGCCUCGGGACCCCUGCUCGGCCCAGGACCCUCACCCCCCGGCUCCCACUGCCAGCAGCACCCUAGGCCCCCACCCACCAGAGCCACUGGGUGUCUGCAGGAGUCCCCCACCACCCUGCUCCCCAACGUUGGAGGCCAGUGAUGACGAGGCCCUGCUGGUCUGCUGACCGCUGGACUUGCUGGUGACCGCCACAGCCCCGCUUUGUAACCAGGGAAUACACAGUCGUUUCUACCCUGCCUCCGCGUCCUUCUUUCCUGCAGAGAGGCUGCCUGGAAGCCCAGCUGCCCGCUCGCUGCAUCGGCAGCCCCAGCCCUGGUGGGCAUGGUGGGCAGGGCCUCACGGGGCUGGAGCAAGGAGGCGGGUAAGGUCAGGAUC